UAUAGUUUUAAUGAUUACGCGUGCAUUUUGACUAUCUUCGCUUUAGAAUAAAAGAUAUAUGUGACGAAGAGGUUUAUUUAUACUUGAAAACUAAAACCAGUACGUGUAAAAAGAUAUAUAUUUUGCCUACUGUACACGUAAUUCAAAUGGAGAAACAUACUUGAAAGCGUAUGCCUAUUAAACAGCUUUAUCAAUGGCAAAUUCGCUUCAUUUCUUCGUAAAUAAAUUCCGCGCACAUCGCACAUCAGCCAUCACCAAAGGGCUACGAUAUCUACAUUAACGCAGUUUUAAAAAAAUGAUGGAAUAUAAACAAAAGUAACCGCACCCUUUUCAAUUCACGAAUGAACUUUCUGUGUUAAAAUGACCUGUUCACGAGAUUGGCGAGUUCCGGUGAAGACGGCGGUGUUUCUGGCGCUUGCAGCAGUCGUUUCCGGUGUGGUGGCCGUCUCCACGCCAUAUUGGAGCGACGUAGUAUCAGAGGGAAACACCACUUACUCCGGGCUGCUGGUGGAGUGUAACAAUACGCUUGCGCACUGCAGUGGACUUCCGGUCAUACUGGACAGAUACACCGGAACCAACAUGUACUACAGCCAGUUAUGGGCAGUCUGCCUCGCGCUGGUAGGAUGGGUGACGUCACUAUUGGCCCUGGCGCUCCUAGCAUUCGAUGUGUGUCGACCAAAGAAGAGCCGGGCACUUGUUUGUAUCUUUGUGGCCUUUGGUGCAGGCGGAAGUAUACUCUCUGCGGUAAUGGUAUACGCGCUCGGUCUUCGGAGCUUCACGACAGCAUCCCUGCGCUGGUCUUUCGGUCUGGACGCUGCUUCCGGUGUGUUGAUGCUAAUUUCCGGUGUACUAGCACUUGUUGGCUACAUUCAGGAGUCUUAGUUCUGGUGCGCUCAAUCUCCAUUACCGGUGUAUGAGCACAAAUCAGCGACAAACAACAAUCUUAGUGUUUGUGCGCUCAUGCGACCUUCCGGUGUACUAGCUCUAUUCAGCUACAGCCAGGAGACUUAAAGUGGGCUCGGUUCGAUCACAACACACAUAUUUACUGAUUGGAAAAGUUAGAAAAGAUAAACCUGAUUGAGAAUUAUCUUCGGAUAUCCACCUACGACCUAUUCCGUUACUCUACAUUCGUCGCUGGAUCAUCGUCGGAUACCCACCUACGACCUAUUCCGUUACUCUACAUUCAUCGCUGAAUCAUCGUCGGAUACCCACCUACGACCUAUUCCGUUACUCUACAUUCAACGCUGAAUCAUCGUCGGAUACCCACCUACCACCUAUUCCGUUACUCUACAUUCGUCGCUGGAUCAUCGUCGGAUACCCACCUACGACCUAUUCCGUUACUCUACAUUCGUCGCUGGAUCAUCGUCGGAUACCCACCUACGACCUAUUCCGUUACUCUACAUUCGUCGCUGGAUCAUCGUCGGAUACCCACCUACGACCUAUUCCGUUACUCUACAUUCGUCGCUGGAUCAUCGUCGGAUAUCCACCUACGACCUAUUCCGUUACUCUUCAUUCAUCGCUGGAUCAU
Molecule: messenger RNA, 1528 nt
Organism: Mya arenaria
Lineage: Eukaryota; Metazoa; Mollusca; Bivalvia; Myida; Myidae
Exons: 3
Coding region: 361-882 (173 amino acids)
Source: RefSeq, a predicted model, not a curated record